AUUAUUUAACAAUAUGUGACAUUCGUAACAUAUGCGUAUAUUUUUAUUUUAUUCCUGGUGUGAAGCUAUGACUUUAAUUUCAGUUAUGUGAUAAUGAAUAAUAUUUUUAAAUCUGUACACAAUAUUAUUUCGUAAAGUCUAUUCAUUAAUUUUAAGCUAUGUGUUAAAUUAAACAAUAUGGGAAAUCAAGGUAGUCGCAAAAAAUUAAGUCAAAACGGUGAUGAAGAUAAGGAGUCUGAAGGAAAAGCGGAAAAUGAGAUUCCGAAAAGGGGAAUCCUGAGAUCGCCUUCUGGUGCAGACUUUCAGGAUCUCGUAUCUACUCAAUUAAUGCCAAUUAAUAAACUAGCUCAGAUAUUGAUUCAAAAGUCUCAAGAAGAAGAGGGUAUCAAGGGCGUUGCUAAAAAGACAUUUGUGAAAUACGUUUUUCCUCGCUACCCUGAGUUAGGCGAGCGUCUCUAUUCAUAUCUUCAUUCCAAUUCUAAAGCUCAGACUGAACAUUUAGGUGAACUUGCAUUCCGUCAACAAUGUGAAAGAUUUCUUGGGAUAUUGAAUGAUACGGUAAUAUUAGAAGGAUAUAUUAAAAUGUUUUCUGGAACUGCUUCUUCAGAUAGUAUAACACCAGAUGGUUUAAGAGAUUUACUUAUGACGUGUUACAGACUUGCGAUGGAUCAUUAUUCUGGUGGACCACAGACAUGUCUUUUAAUUCAUCGAACUUUGUCUGCAGUUGUUGACUCUUGUUUCCACUCAAAAACAUCAUUAAGUCCCGGUUAUGUUGUGCACUGGUUAGAGCAGAAUUGUCCUAGACUUGUACCACCUGUUCAUAAGUACUGCAUUCAUGCUUUAAGCACAUCAUACAGAGGUAUUGACACACAUGAGGAGGGCUUGGGUUUGGAAUUAUCCACACCUAUUUUGGAUAAACCAAAUCCAUUUGGAAAAAUGGUUGAACCUCCACUAUUACCUGUAUCGCUUGCAUGGUUACUAGCAGGUGCAUUACCGCCUCUAUAUUCUAAGCCAGUCAAAGCUUCUAGUCCUAGCGAUUCUGGAGUUAAUUUAGCCUCACAAGCAUUCAUGGCCAAAUUACUAUCUGUUGUGCCUUCUCAUUGGGCAUUACUUUAUGAUUCAAGGGAACACGGUUUGGGAAUGAAUAGAUUUUUGCAUCAUGUUUUAUCAUAUAAGGGUCCUACUCUAGUCUUAAUGCGCAGUGAAGAGGGGCAUGUAUUUUGUAUUGGAUCUCCUUGCGAAUGGAAGGAAAGUCAUCAAUAUUGGGGCACACCAGAGAGUUGUGUCAUAAAACUACUACCAAAAUUUUCUCUUAUUGAAAAGGGUCCAAAAAUGCUGUACUUAAAUACAUUAAUCAGAGGAUAUCCAAAAGGUUUACGUGCUGGCUCUGAUCCUAGAAAUCCUAUAAUCAGCAUUGAUGAAAGUUUUGAUAGAGUUAACUAUCAAAAAAUUCCUUACGGCUUGGUAUUUGUUGAGGUAUGGGGUUGUGGCGAUCAACAAUCUCGACAAGUUCAAUUAGACAUUAAAAAGUGGCAAGUAAAGGAAGCUGAACGUCAAAGACAAGUAAAAUUAAGUGCUGCAGAUUGGAUUGAUCAUCCAGAUAGAUAUCUGUUAGAAUUAGCAGGUCGACCACAGUAUAACAACAGUGCAAACUAAUAUAGAACACAUUUUUGUUGGAUUCAAAUAAUAUAUUGUUGAACAAAAAUAAUGUAUACAUUCAACAUAAAAAGUACUUAGGCUUUGUGCAAUAAAAUACUUAAAAUAAAUUCCAAAUAAAAUUGAAAGAAAUUUAAAUCAUAAAAGUUUGAUUUGUGUACUUAAAUAGUUAGAUAUUUAUAAGUUGUAGUAUUAUUUGUACU
Ctenocephalides felis (cat flea) is the source of this 1859-nucleotide messenger RNA. RefSeq lists its product as uncharacterized. The transcript is spliced from 8 exons. The coding region runs from base 178 to 1656 and encodes 492 amino acids. The record is from RefSeq and is a predicted model, not a curated record. NCBI's taxonomy places the organism in Eukaryota, Metazoa, Arthropoda, Insecta, Siphonaptera, Pulicidae.